Molecule: messenger RNA, 1661 nt
Organism: Drosophila navojoa
Lineage: Eukaryota; Metazoa; Arthropoda; Insecta; Diptera; Drosophilidae
Gene: C901
Product: notch receptor 4 protein C901
Biological process (GO): cell communication; anatomical structure development
Cellular component (GO): membrane; extracellular region; cell surface
Molecular function (GO): signaling receptor binding
Source: RefSeq, a predicted model, not a curated record
ACGUAUAUUCGGUGUAAGGAAAAUAUCGCAUAUGAGAAGAGUUCAGCGCUACGUUACUCCGAAUGACCGCGAUUAGGACUGAUCACAGCCACACGCAAAUGACCGAGUCGGAGGGAUCGCCGCUGGCGCUGCUGCUGCUGCUGGUGGCGAACAGCAUGGGCGGCGGGGAGGCGCUGAGGCGCAACUUUGAUGCGAGGCAGACGAGCGUCAACUCGAAUAUUCCGCUGUGGAAGCAACGCGCCUGCGAGAAGUCGCCCAAGUACCAGAUGAACUCGCACUACAGCUGCGACGAGAAGGGGGACGUCAAGUGCCUGCCCGGCUGGCAGGGCGAUCUCUGCCAGGUGCCGAUGUGUCGCCGCGGCUGCGAUCCGAUGAACGGCUACUGCCAGCGACCGGGCGAGUGCCGCUGCCGCAUCGGCUACACCGGCGAGCACUGCGACAAGUGCAUCCCGCUGCCCGGCUGCCAGCACGGCACCUGCAAGAAGCCCUUCGAGUGCGUCUGCAAGCCCGGCUGGGAUGGGCUCUUCUGCACAGAGCCCAGCUGCCGCAGCGGCUGCCACAGCACGCGCGGCUACUGCGAGGCGCCCGGCGAGUGCCGCUGCCGCAUCGGCUGGGGGGGCCGCACCUGCAGCGAGUGUGCCACGAUGCCCGGCUGCCAGCACGGCACCUGCAACAAGCCGCUCGAGUGCAACUGCGAGCCCGGCUACACGGGCCUGUUAUGCCAGACAGCGUUGUGCGCAUCGGACUGCAACAAGCAGCACGGCUACUGCCGCAAGCCUGGAGAGUGUCGCUGCAAGGUGGGCUGGACUGGGGCGCAGUGCGACAAGUGUUUUCCGUAUCCUGGCUGCGUGAACGGCGACUGUGAUGCACCCUGGGAAUGCAACUGUCGUCCCGGCUGGGGCGGCAUGCUCUGCGACGAGAAGUUGACCUACUGCCUGGAUAAUCCGAACACUUGCGAAAACGACGGCAAGUGCAUAUCGCUGAGCCGCGAGGACGGCAGCUAUCGGUGCCAGUGCCGGCAGGGCUAUCUGGGCAAGAACUGCGAGAUAUUGGAUGAGUUCCUGUUGACCUCGGUGGCCCCGCCGCGCAUUACGCCGCCGUCCACCGAGCUCGAAGUGGAGCUGGAGCUGGCCACAGCUGCGCCUGAUGAUGGCAGCAAGCUGGAGCAGCCCACGGCAACAACAGCAGGCAAACCCACGACAACAAGCAGCACAACAAUGUUGCCGGACAUGGGAUUAAACGAGACCGCAGCAACGACAGCCAGAGCAACGACAACGACAAUGGGGCUGGGCACACGUGUUGCCAACCACAAUGCGUCUAAUGAAGCGUUAAGCUAUGGCCAUGCCGCUGCUGAUGAGGCGACAACAACGAGGCGUCCCGCACCAACAGCACCACCAGCAGCAGCAGCAGCAGCAACAGAGGCGACGGCAACAACAACGACGACAGCAACUAUGACAGUAAAGGAAGCUGGCAACAAUGCAACAAGUGGGUCACAGUUCAGCGCACACAAGCAGCAGCAGCUGGCGGCGGCAGCGCAGGAGGACGACGAAGAGGACGACGAUGAUGAUGAGGAGGACGAGGAUGAUGAGGACGAGGAUGAGGAUGAUGGCGACUAUGAUGAGGACGAUGACAACGAUCAACUUAUACCAAAUAUUAUUUGA